UCUAGCCGGCUAGAACAAACCGCCCUUUGGGUGACGUCAUAGUUCCUCGCCUCCCCGACCAAGAUUUAUGUAUUUAUUUUUGCAUUAAAAGUAUGACGUUCCGCUUCACUUUACUCUCAAAUAAGAAGAUAACAAGCUUGUUGGUUUUUAAAAAUCAAAAUACUGGAGUGGGAGGGAUCACUGACUUCCGGCCCAGAAGUCCCGCCUUCUGUCUUUUCCCUGACUGGGCGGAAGUGGCGUUACGGCGCGCGCGGCUGGGGAAGAUGAAUUGUUAUGCUUAGAAGAAUACCUGCGACAUACAUAGAUUUCGUAUCAGAGGUUAAUAAGUGGAUUAACAACAAAAAUGAAGAGUAGAUCAACACAGCCUGGUUCUAGAUACGAAAGAACAGAUGCUCACAGCCCUCGCCGGAGAAGUCCCUCUCCCGAAGUCAGGGACUCAGAACAUGGGAAGUCUUGGUCGUCACAAGGCAGAGGUUACUCUGAUCACAGCAGAUCUGACCAUGAACGUUCGGAAAAGAGCCGUUACAGUGAGAGAAACACAGAAGCAAAGAGAGGGGAGAAUAAAAGACAAGAAAGAGAGAGGGAGUCUGAUUGGCGAAAGUCCCGGAAGUCCCUUUCGCCUGAGACAAGAAAUACCCCUGAGAAAUCAGCUCAUGAUGAACCCCCUCCGAAAAGGAAGAAAGAGGACCUGGAUCCAAUUCUCACUCGCACUGGUGGCGCAUAUAUUCCUCCAGCCAAGCUCCGGAUGAUGCAGGCACAGAUCACCGAUAAAAACAGUUUAGCAUACCAAAGGAUGAGUUGGGAAGCACUGAAGAAAUCCAUCAAUGGUCUUGUCAAUAAAGUGAACGUCUCAAACAUUGAAAAUAUCAUCCAUGAACUUCUUCAAGAAAAUAUUGUCAGAGGAAGGGGAUUGCUGGCAAGAUCAAUUUUGCAAGCCCAGAGUGCUUCACCCAUUUUCACUCACGUUUACGCAGCAGUUGUAGCCAUCAUCAACUCCAAGUUUCCAAAUAUUGGGGAACUGAUUCUCAAGAGGCUCAUUCUGAAUUUUCGCAAAGGAUACAGAAGAAAUGAUAAGCAACUUUGUCUGACAGCUUCCAAGUUUGUUGCCCAUCUUAUGAAUCAGAAUGUGGCUCACGAGGUUUUGUGUCUGGAAAUGCUUACAUUGCUUCUGGAAAGACCUACUGACGACAGUAUUGAAGUAGCGAUUGGAUUCCUAAAGGAAUGUGGCCUCAGAUUGACAGAAGUGUCUCCUAGAGGUAUUAAUGCCAUCUUUGAUCGCCUUCGUCACGUUCUCCACGAAUCCGAAACCGACAAGCGGGUUCAGUACAUGAUAGAGGUCAUGUUUGCGGUGCGCAAAGAUGGAUUCAAGGAUCACCCAGUCAUUCCAGAUGGGCUGGAUCUUGUGGAGGAGGAGGAUCAGUUCACUCACAUGCUGCCUUUGGAAGAUGAUUAUAAUCCAGACGACAUUCUCAAUGUGUUCAAGCUGGAUCCUGACUUUAUGGAGAAUGAAGAGAAGUACAAAGCUCUGAAGAAAGAAAUUCUUGAUGAAGGCGACAGUGACUCAGGAACCGGUCAGGAUGCCGGAAGUAGUGAGGAGGAGGAGGAAGACGAAGAGGAGGAGGAAGAGGAUGAAGAAGGACAAAAAGUGACUAUCCAUGAUAAAACAGAAAUUAACUUGGUCUCCUUUCGGCGAACUAUUUAUCUUGCAAUUCAGUCAAGUUUAGACUUUGAAGAAUGUGCUCAUAAAUUGCUGAAGAUGGAUUUUCCUGAGAGCCAAACGAAAGAAUUAUGCAACAUGAUUCUCGACUGUUGUGCUCAGCAAAGAACGUACGAGAAAUUCUUCGGCUUACUGGCUGGGCGGUUCUGUAUGUUGAAAAAAGAAUACAUGGAAGCGUUUGAAGCCAUUUUCAAAGAGCAGUAUGAUACCAUCCACCGACUGGAAACAAACAAGUUGAGGAACGUCGCCAAGAUGUUUGCCCAUCUUUUAUACACAGAUUCAUUGCCGUGGAGUGUCCUUGAAUGCAUAACCCUAAGCGAAGAAACCACCACGUCAUCCAGUAGGAUUUUUGUUAAAAUAUUCUUCCAGGAACUCAGUGAAUACAUGGGACUUCCCAACCUUAAUGCAAGGUUAAAGGACGAAACUCUGCAGUCAUUCUUCGAAGGGCUCUUGCCUCGGGACAACCCAAGAAACACAAGAUUUGCCAUCAAUUUCUUCACAUCCAUCGGUCUUGGGGGACUGACGGAUGAGCUACGUGAACAUCUGAAAAAUGCACCAAAAAUGAUUAUGACCCAGAAACAAGAUGUGGAGUCCUCUGAUUCCUCCUCAGACUCUGAAACCUCUGAAUCAGGCAGCGGCACCGACAGCAGUGAUAGCUCGGGUUCUUCCAAUGAGAGCGAAACGUCAUCCGACAGCAGGAACAGCAGUGAUUCAAGUGUGAAAAGGAAGAAGUCUCAAAAGAAGAAAGCAGCCGACACGGGUGCCAGGAGAAAAGCGGGAAGUAAAAAUAAAGAGCUUGAAAAGAAAAAGGACAGGAGGCAACCCGAGUGGGAGAAUGAUGUGGAGAGAAGCCCAGAAAGGGACGCUGACAGAAAUUCAAGAGACCCAUCUCGGAGAGACGAUGCUUCAAAAAAACCAUCCUACGACCGAGAUUAUUACAGUGACAGGAACAGCUAUUGGGGUGGAAAGGACAGGGAUCAAGAAAGUGCCACUCCUUUAGAAAGCCGACACAGUCAUUCUAAAAAGAAAAGGGGAGAGAGAAGAAAUUCUUCUUCAGAUAAUGAAGGCAGGGACAGGCACUGGACUCAUGACAGUGAACCCCACAGAAGGAGAAAAGACAGAUCAAAAUCUAGAGAGAAAUCCCAUAACUAUCCUAGUCCAAGGGAUGAGGAGGAGGAGCGUUAUCGAAAUGGCUCGGAGAAGAGCCUGCAGAAGCACAGCCGAUAUGCUGAGCAAUUAAGAGAGUCAAGGAAAAACGAAGAUAGGCGAAGGCACAGGGAGGAUUCCCCACGCAGGCGCAAGUGAUGCUGAUAGACCGAUGAAAUGGUUUUUCCUUCAGAUGCAAACUGUAAAUUUUUAUUAACAUUCUGAAGUCCCAUAUUGUAGAAAGUUCCUUUUGUAUAAAGUCCUUCUUUCUAAACGUGAUUGGGCUUUUUAUAAACUUUUCAGUAUGUCUUUUUAUGAUCGCUGUGACCGCUAAAACCUUCUGCUUCUCUGGUGUUUGCGUCAAAGAAAAACCAAACCCUGUUUAUUUUGUUAAUAAAAAAUGUUUAAACAUUGAA
Molecule: messenger RNA, 3279 nt
Organism: Heteronotia binoei (common prickly gecko)
Lineage: Eukaryota; Metazoa; Chordata; Lepidosauria; Squamata; Gekkonidae
Gene: CWC22
Product: CWC22 spliceosome associated protein homolog
Exons: 20
Coding region: 344-3022 (892 amino acids)
Biological process (GO): mRNA splicing, via spliceosome
Cellular component (GO): catalytic step 2 spliceosome
Molecular function (GO): RNA binding; protein binding
Source: RefSeq, a predicted model, not a curated record